This is a messenger RNA of Leptopilina boulardi, 2509 nucleotides long. RefSeq lists its product as uncharacterized. The record is from RefSeq and is a predicted model, not a curated record. NCBI's taxonomy places the organism in Eukaryota, Metazoa, Arthropoda, Insecta, Hymenoptera, Figitidae. Gene Ontology annotation, cellular component: plasma membrane. The coding region runs from base 256 to 2331 and encodes 691 amino acids. The transcript is spliced from 11 exons. Gene Ontology annotation, molecular function: copper ion binding; oxidoreductase activity. Gene Ontology annotation, biological process: iron ion transport.
GAUAGCGAGAGCGCGACGGCGCGUUGCUUUAAACGAAGCGCCUUCAAUUUUUACAAAAAAAGAAAACAUUAUGAUUUCUUUUAAAAAAAUAAUCGUGUAUUGUGAUCUUUAUAACCUUUGCGGCUAGUGAAACUAAUGAAGAAGAGAAAUCGAAAAACCGCGAAUUAUAAUUAAUUACCAUAAUUUUCAAUAAAAAAAUAAUAUAUAUAUUUAUACACUUUGUGCAAUAAAAAUUAUAUAAUUAAUUUUUAAAAUAUGCACACAAAUAAUGAUAGCAGUUCUGAUAGAACUUCAUCGGAGAUUCAUUUAGAGAAAAUAAUUUCUGAGGAAUGUCGUCACCUCUUUAUGUUAAAUGCAAAUAAAGAAUUAAGGUGGACGAUGUACGAAUCAAAAGACGUACAACGUCUAGUUUCGCCGGCAUCAAAAUUCGUAAGAUGUGCCAUUGUUAUAAGUAUGAUACUAGCCACUGCAAUCAUCUUGCACUUCAGUCACUAUAGACCCAAACAGACCUUCUUGUCCUGUGAUAGACCAUGUCAUCAUUUAGAUUGGCCAAUGAUAUGUCGCGUAAAACUCACACUCGAAGUAUUCCAAACAUUAAGCAAAUCCUGUGGAGAAUGUCCUCACAAUGAAACUGCAUGUUUAGCUAAACACUGCGUUUCGGCUGAUGGAAGAAAACGGGGUCUUUUUACUGCUAAUCGUCAAAUGCCCGGACCGAGCAUUCAAGUAUGCGAAAAUGAUAUCCUAGUGGUGGAUGUUGUAAAUAGGCUUCCAGGGAAAGCUGCAGUAAUACAUUGGAGAGGACAACCUCAACUUGAAACACCUUGUAUGGAUGGAGCUCCACUAGUGACGCAAUGUCCAAUUCCCAGUUACACGACCUUUCAAUAUAAAUUUCGAGCGUCUGCACCUGGAACUCACCUCUGGCAUGCUCAUUCCGGCGCUGAUGUUGGGAAUGGAGUUUUCGGUUCGUUAAUUGUGAGACAAGCACAAUUAAAGGAACCACAUAGGGAUUUAUAUGACAUUGAUGAUCCAAAUCAUGUGAUACUUUUGAGCCAAUGGCAGCAACCCAUUGUACCUGAGAGUUCCUCGAGUGGAGAUGCAACCGAAAUGGAUACACUUCUUGUGAAUGGCAAAGGGAGACAAUCUAGUGGACCUAAAGUACCACUAACAACUUUUAUCGUUACACCUGGACGAAGACAUAGAUUCCGAGUUGCCAAUGGAGCUGGCUCUGGAUCAUGUCCAAUGACUUUGUCCAUUGAUGGUCAUUCCGUUCUUUUAAUUGCUCUCGAUGGACAUCCAGUUUCAGCUCAAAAAGUCAAUUCAAUUACUUUGGCAAAAGGUGAAAGAGCUGAUUUUAUACUUCAAGCGAAUAAGCCAAUAUCGACCUAUUGGAUGAAUGUGAAAUCAUCUAAAGAAUGUAGAUCGAAAGUGAAUAGUGGAUUAGCAAUAAUUAAAUACAAAGGAUCGAGUAGUAAUUCACCUCCAGCCUCUUUGGGAGAUGAGAAUGUUGAUUCAGAAUCAUUUAUGACAACAGAUCCAGCAAAUACUUGUGAAAAUCCAGAAAAAAUAUGCGUUACCGAAGUAACGUCUAUUCGAAAAAUGCCUAUGUUAUUGUCAAAUCCAUAUGUCGAUGUCAAGAUGUAUCUGCCAAUUAAUUAUAGAAUUCAGAGUCACGAAUUUUCAGGCAGUGGGAAUGUUGAAACUAAGGUUUUAAAUGUUGAUAAUGCCACGUUUACUUAUCCUUCAUCGCCUCUAUUAACUCAGGGUGUGGAUAUUCAGGAAACAAUGUUUUGCUCAGGAUUUGGAGAUGAGGAAGUUUCGAAUUUAAUUGUAUCUGACACAACACGAUGUCAAAGUCCUUCGUUACCACGUAAAUUGGAGGAUAUUACAAGUUUAACUUGUGAAUGUGUUCAUUUGCGAAAAAUUCCAUUGGGUGCAACUGUGGAAAUCGUUAUUAUAGAUCAAGGUGGCUUGGAAGAUUUAGUUUAUCAUCUACAUGGAUACAGUUUUUACGUGGUAGGAGGUAGAACAUUUGCAAAAAGUAUGGCACUAGAAGAAAUAAAGAGACUAGACGAGCAAGAAUCACUUUUCCUUCGUAAUUUGGAUCAAGCACCGCUCAAAGAUACUGUGAUCAUUCCAAAAUUCGGAGCUGUUGCUAUCAGAUUUAAAGCCGAUAAUCCUGGCUAUUGGAUGCUACGUGAUGAACAUGCACCCGAAUGGACACGGGGAUUGGAUGUUAUUUUACAAGUUGGGGAACAAAGUGAUAUGGUUCAAGCGCCAGAAGAUUUUCCCAAAUGUGGAUCUUUUGUUGGACCCGAUUAUUUCCUCAUCUAGACUGAAAAAUUGUGACAAGUGAUUUCUGUAAAUAGUCUUUUUUUUAACAUGUACAUACUUAAUUUUUAAAUUCUUAUACAAUAUUUUGUAAUAUUUUUCUAUACGAUAUAUAUAUAUAAGAUUUUAUCAAGUUUUCUUCUAGGUCAUAAGUUUUGUAAAUAAAUGUUCAAUGUUGUUA